Physeter macrocephalus (sperm whale) is the source of this 6663-nucleotide messenger RNA. It is a transcript of the gene EFCAB11, whose product is annotated as EF-hand calcium binding domain 11. Gene Ontology annotation, cellular component: microtubule organizing center. The transcript has 7 exons. Bases 108 to 668 code for a protein of 186 amino acids. Gene Ontology annotation, molecular function: microtubule binding; calcium ion binding. Lineage: Eukaryota; Metazoa; Chordata; Mammalia; Artiodactyla; Physeteridae. Gene Ontology annotation, biological process: spindle pole body duplication. The record is from RefSeq and is a predicted model, not a curated record.
GUUCAGCUUCCUGAACUGCGGGGAGCUUGGCGGGCGGUCGCUGCAAGCUGGGAGUAGGCCGCAGAGGUCUUGAGUUCAGGCGUCCCGACUCCCGUGUAGCUGUCGCGAUGUCUUUCUCCCAGGCCGGGGCCCGGCCGCGGAUGUGGGAAGCCAGCCAGUCAGAACACAAGAAGUGGGUGGAAGUAUUUAAAGCAUGCGAUGAAGAAAACAAAGGCUAUCUAAGCAGAGAGGACUUUAAAGUUGCUGUUGUAAUGCUGUUUGGAUACAAGCCCUCCAAGAUAGAAGCUGAUUCUGCGAUGUCCUCAGUAGAGCCAAACACUUCCGGGAUAUUACUUAAGGAGUUUUUAGACAUUGUAAGGAAAAAGAAGGAAGCUCAACUAUAUCGGAAUGAAAUAAGACACAUCUUCACAGCUUUUGACAGGCACUAUCGUGGAUAUUUAACGCUGGAAGAUUUCGAAAAAGCAUUUAAGCAGGUGGCUCCCAAGUUAUCGGAAAGGAUUAUUCUCGAGGUAUUCAGGGAAGUAGACCAAGACUCAGAUGGUCACGUCAGCUUUAAAGACUUCGAAUAUGCCAUGAACUAUGGACAAAACCUCCCUGAUCCUCAGCAGUUCCUAGUGUCAGGAACUGCCAGUGGUACCAGUUUCCUUCACGCAUUCAGCUUUGGUUGAACAAAUAAUAGCAUGUACAUGCAACUGAGUGUUGACUGCGUUCCAAGCAAUGAGCAAGGCUUUUGGAAAACAAAGUUAAGACUUCUCUAAGACAGCGUAUCCUUAGUAGUCAUCAAAAAUCAUCGUCGCAAAAAUGGCCCUAGGGCGCUGGCUGUGCAAGAUGGAAAAACCAGAUUGAGCUGACAUUAGUGUAAGUCUUCUCCAGCUGCAUACAGAGGAAGAACAGGGUGCAGUAAGGAUAUCGGAGGCAAAAGACUUACCCGCAGAACCCAUUAGAAUGGCCUGGGCCUGGGGUUCCUGCAGCAGAACAACAAGCCCUGGGCUGCCCGGUUGCCGUCUGCUGUACCCUCCCUGGUUCUGGGCGGCUCUGCCCUGCAACAAGAGCCUUAGCCAUCUGUGUUCCCGUCCUCUGUUUUCUGCCCAUCCAUACCUGGGAUCCGGGGACUGCUGUCCUAGAACAAAAACUGUGACCCUGGACAUUCAGCACUUAUUUUCAAUAAAUACUCAUAUCAAUACUAAUAUUUUACCUGUAAAUGUUCAGAAUGCUAAACAUUAACAGCACUGUGAAAACAUCUAAUAUAAUUCAAAUUUUAAAAGUAUUAAAGGUCAAGGAAGUAUGUACAUUUGUCAAAGAGAAACAUUAAAUAAGCAUCCUUCUGACACAAAGUAUUAGCAGAUAAACUUAAUAAGCUGUCAUAAAUCAGAGACGCCUAAAGAGACAUAACAGCUAAAUGUAAUUUGGUGUUCUGGAGGGGAUCCUGGAAUAGAAGAAAGGACAUUAGGCAAACACUAGUAAGGUAUGGACUUCAGUUCAUAAUGCUGUAUCAAUAUUGGUUCAUUAAUUGUGACAAAUGUACCAUACUCAUAGGAAAUGUUCAUCAUAGGGGAAGGUGAGUGAGUACAUGGGAACUCUCUGUUCUAUCUUCGCAAUCUUUCUAUAAACCUAAAACCAUUCCAAAAUAAAAAGGUUUUUUAUUUAAAAACUAUUCCAAAAUAAAAAGACUUUAUUAAAAAAUAAAGUCUUAUUCCAAAAUUAGCAUACUAGACACUAUCUAACAUGAAGAAAACUUUGAAAAUCAUUAAGAAGUACACAUGACAUAUUAUUUCAAGAACGAAGUGGAUCCAUGGUAUCAUUGAGCACCACGUGCGUUUUAGGACACAUUGUUCUGGCUGAUGAAAAGCCCUUUCUGACUUUGGGUAGAGUUUUAUCCAGCAAGUAUUUUCAUCAUAAAUUGAAGAGUUGAGUCAUUGGUCCUCAUCUCAGUACGUAAGUGAUACUGCUUUUAGAUUUUUAAAAUAUAAAAAUUGGAGUAAUCUACCAACAAAAUGCUUAUAUUUCAGUAAUUGCCAGAAUACCAAAACCUUGUACUGCAAUCACUAUUUGGACCUUAUUUCUUCCUGUAAACAUGACAAGAGAGAGGGAGAGGUCACGUCCUCCCGUUGAGUGGCAGGCAGGAGGCCAGUGUGGGAAGAGCUAUUGGGCAGCUGCCUUGAUCCGGGAUUAGUCCAGGCUCUCUUCGGUCUCAGUGAGGUCUCAAUGACAGAAACCUACCCAGACCAGCUUAGACAGAAAAGGAAUUUACUAGAAAAUACUGGGCUAGCUUACACAGUCCAACAUAGGAAGGGCAGUGGUGCAGCUGGGUUUCCAGGAAGAUAAGAACAAGCAACACAGACACCUCCGGACCCUGCCCCUGUCCCGUGGCCACCGCAGCCUCACACCAUUCUAAAAAGGAAUGGGCCCGUCAUCUGUGCGAGCGCAAAGACCCUAGAAAGAGGCUUCAGUUGGCCCCUGGGUCAGUCAACUCUGAUUCAUCUUGAGGGUGUAGGCUUGGUCCCUAGGCACUCAGCCAGGUGUGCUGACGGCUGGUCACAGGAGGGGAAGUUGAUAAGAGCUGGGCGGCCAUCCCCUGUUCUUUUUGAGAAGAAAGCAGUAUGACCUGGACCUUCUCUAGGAGGGAGAGCACCUUGAGGAUUUGAUGCUUUGGAGGGCCCAGGCUCUCAGGGCAGAGCACAGACCAAAAGAAGGGGCAGUGAGAAGCUGCUCAUGUCACCUUUCCUCCUUACCACUCCUCCUACACUCAGUCCAAAUCCUUGUCUUGUAAGCUUUGCCCCAGCUUCUCACUUCCAGGCCCCUGCCCCACCCUCGUCCCCAAGCCACAUGAUGCUGUCUGCAGUGUGACCCUGUUGGUCUCCCUUCAGUUGCAUGGCCCAGGGAUGGGCAUCUAUGCAAGCUGAUCAGCUCGGUCUCUCCCCGUGGAAGACCUCGGGAGUGAGAGUGAGGGAGGCGGAACAGCGCUUCUCCGGCCGAAUGAGUGGUUAUGACUCAGGGGCGAGGGGCAGACGUGUUUGCCACCAUCUGGCCUGGAAAACCAAGGCAGCUGGUUUGCAGUGAGAGCAGAAAAUGAAACAGACACCAAGAGGGGAACAAGAGAGGAACUAGAGAAACCCAUGGUACUGGAUUUCUGAUUAAAGCUUAUACACAAGGCCCAGUCAUAACCCUUUGGGUCCUAUGAGGUAACUGUAUCCUUCCAAUAAAUCUUUCUGCUCAAGCCAGCUGGAGUUGCUUUCUGUUAUCUGAAACCAAGAGAACCCUAACUGUUACAAGCAUAGAGCCAAGGACAGACACUAGGUAACAUCAACAUUUACUGGGGCGGCAGAGAAAAGAGUCUUCUAAAUAGACUAAGAAGAAGCAGUCAAGAUGGAAGAGGAAGCUGUCACCAGAUCUCUCUCGCUGAUACCUCUGCCUCUACCUGAUCUUUCACUAUGACCAGCUCCAGUCUUCCCCUGUGGCAACAGCUCUCUCUCGGAGAUCACCAGUGAUUUCCAGUGGCCAAACCCACGAGCCCCUCUCGGACCCCAUCACACUUGUCCUUUCUCUUGGGUCCUUCUCUCUUUAGCCUCCAUAGCACUGCUCUCUCGUGGUAUUUCUGUGCCCAUUCUUCCCUGACUCUCUUUUCCUGUAUCUUCAACCAUCUCGUAAGUGUUAGUAUUCUCCAGGGUACUCUAAUUGGCCACUCUUCUUUAUUUAUUUAUUUUUUAAUAAAUUUAUUUAUUUAUUUUUGGUUGCGUUGGGUCUUCGUUGCUGCAUGUGGGCUUUCUCUAGGAGCGGCGAGCAAGGGCCACUCUUCAUUGCGAUGUGCAGGCUUCUCAUUGCAGUGGCUUCUCUUGUUGCAGAGCACGGGCUCUAGGUGCACAAGCUUCAGUAGUUGUGGCAUGCGGGCUUCAGUAGUUGUGGCACACGGGCUUAGUUGCUCCGCAGCAUGUGGCAUCUUCCCGGACCAGGACUUGAACCCGUGCCCCCUACAUUGGCAGGCAGAUUCUUAACCACUGCGCCACCAGGGGAGUCCUUGGCCACUCUUCUUGAUCAACACAUUCUCCAAGGAUGAUUUCAUUCUCUCCCAAGACUUCAGCUGUCACCUUUAUGGGUGUGACUCCACCAACCAAACUUUAUCUUUCGUCUUGAUCUCUGCUGCACCCAGACCUGUGUUUUCAUUUGCCGGUUGGACGUUUUCACCUCAACCCAAGCUCACUGAACUAAAAUCAGACUCAUUGUUUUCUCUGAUUUCCAAAAUUGGCUUCUCAUUCUGUGUUUUCUAUUUCUGUUAAUGGCAUCCAUCCCAUCCCCCGCCCCAAGCUCUCAUCUGAACCAGACACCUAGGAAUUUCUUUCAAAUCUCCCCUAGCCUCCUUCACUGUGACAUCCAGUCAGUCACUGCAUCCUUUGAGUCUGCAUCUGCAAAAACUUUCAUGACAUUUCCUUCCAUCCAUCAUGAUCUCUCGGCCCAUGUUCUUAUUCCCACUCCCAUCCGUCCAUCGGUCCAUAUGUUCUUCUAUUCAUUGCUGUAAAGAUGAGUAAAGGGUGUGGUGAUAAGUAAGAAAUAGACCCCACUGUCAUGAAAUUUAGUCCAGCAUGUCAGUUAUCUUCUCAAAGCACAAAUAGAAUUUUUUUUUCUCUGCUCAGAAGCUUUAAUAGCCAUCUUUACUAUUGGGUCAUGUCUAACCCUUAAUGUGCCAUUCAAAGCCCUCUACAGUCUUGUCUCCACUUGUCUGUUCAGCUUUAUCUUUCACGACUACCUCUACCAUACCAUCCCACAACCAGGCAACUCACACACACACAUACAAGUCCCUUAGCCUAAAAACACCAAAAUAACAACUAGAUCUUUGCCCCAAAUAGAAAUAUUAACAAAUAACCUUGGAAUUCAUAUCUGAUGAGGUAAUAGGGAAAUACACCAUAAGAUAAAAUUCCAUUUAAAAAAACAUUGGGCCACCUUCAUCCUAGUGAAUUUGUUUUUUAAUUUUUUUUGGAGUGUAGUUGCUUUACAAUGUUGUGUUAGUUUCUGCUGUACAGCAAAGUGAAUCAGCUAUAUGUAUACAUAUAUCCCUCUUUUUUGGAUUUCCUUCCCAUUUAGGUCACCACAGAGGAUUGAGUAGCAUUCCCUGUGCUAUACAGUAGGUUCUCAUUAGUUAUCUAUUUUAGGUAUAUUAGUGUCCUAAUGAAUAUUUUUCCUUCCCCAUUGUCACCUUCGGGGGGGAAAGGGGGGCUAAUUUUGCUGGGUAUUUUGUAUUAUUUUAUUUUAUUCUUGAAAAUUGAUGAGAUAGACAUUAGCAUCCUCUCUUAUAAAUGAGGAAACCACCUCAGAGAGUCUAAGUAACGUGGCUCAGGCCAGGUGAUGGCGAUGGGUGGAGUGUCAGGGUGGAGAUCCAAACCUGUCAGCCUGACUAAGCAUAAAUAACUGCUAUCAUGCUACAUCACCUCCAGUGGGAAAAUCAUCUAUGACACUGGUCCGUAUUCUUUGGUCACACUUUGUUUUUGAUCCAGAAUGAGUUUAUCCAGAUUCAUUGGCCAUCCCAGGUCAAGCUUCUAUCACAUGGUAGGUAUUAAAUACUAAUUCCCAUCUUACACAUCACCAAGCUUAAUCCAAAUUACAUUGGGUUAUUAAUCAAAUCCACUUUCAAAAGACAAAGAUUUGCCACCAGAGACAAUAUCUUUUAAAAUGUGCUGCCGGCUCUAAAGGCGGUUUUCAAAGAGGAUUUCUAGAAAUGCUCUGAACAAUGGAGGCAUUUUUGAAAUAGAUGUGCAUCCUUAUUGGGCAACACUCACUUAUGUGUGUAAAUUCUAAACAGCAGUUUUCAACAGUCACGGUACUUGGGGUUCACGCUUCACUUACGGAAUUUUAAUUUCGGGUUAAUAAAAACAGUUGCUUUCCUUUUUCUUGUAACUUUUGAGAAAUCUGUUUAGAACUGUGGAAUUAGACAGUUAAAACCCACACAAAUGGAAAUGUAAUGGCAUUAGGGAUAGCAGCUCACAAAGUGACCUUUCUUACAAAACAAAUUUAAAUUGGCUUGGCCACGUGGAUUCAAAAGUGGCUGAAAACAGUUUAACAUAAUAAAAUAUGGAGUUCAAUCUAAAUUUCUCUUCGAUUGCUAAAUUGGUAAAAUGCUCAGAAGGGUGAAUCAAAAAGAACAUUACCCUAACUUCACAGAAAAUGCAGAUUAAUUUAUAUGAAAACAUAAACUGAAAUCCAAAUAUACUCCUUAUUUUAUGAUUUACUGAUCCUUGGCAGGGAAAGAAAACUUCAAAGGAGAACAAAGCAGUUAGGUUUGCUGUAGUAUAUUAAUUAGGAAGAACAAUUUCAAUAAUAUUAAAUUUUUACAGAAAAACUGACCAAGGGUCUGGAAGUACAUCGCAAGUAUUAUAAUAAUAGUCACUGUAAAGUAGAAGCCAGGUUUGGUCAUCUUCUUUGUUUUAAAGAAGGAAGCCAACCUUGACUUUAAAUGAUGUUUCUAAGGUUAAACAUGCCAGAAAUAGUGCUUGAGUCAACUUCUUUACCAAGCAUUCUCUACUGCUACUUAUAUUGGACUGCUUAUGGGAUGAGGUUUAUUCAUUGUCUUUCUUUUUUCCCCCUUUUUCCCUUCCCUCCCUUCCUCCCUCCUUCCUUCCUUUCUUUCUUCCUUCCUUUCCUCCCUCCCUCCCGCCCUUCCUGCCUUUGUUUCUA